CCUUCAAACGUCAAAACUCCAAUUAUGUGAUAUCUUCAACUUUUUGUGGCAAGACUGUUGUUAUUACUUGUUCGGAGUUGAAUACUUUGUUUGGGCUUGACAAUUGUAAGGCUGAACUCUCUACUGCAAAGGUUUCUACAAAUUUUUGGUACACUUUUGAUGAAAGGCUAUGUUGGGAAGAAAUGGGUUUUCAACCUCAGCUCAAUGAUUCGGGCAGGCCAAUGGUUAGUGGGAUGCAGCCCCCUCAACGCUUGCUUCAGUACAUUUCUUCUUACAUCUUGCGGGGUCGAGCUGGAAAUCAUCCCCAAAUGAGCAAAGAUGAUUCUAUGCUCAUUUAUGCAAUUCUUAAACCUGUCAAAGUCAAUUGGGGUAAGUACAUUAUGAGUUAUAUGCAUCAUUGCCGUGCGAGAGCGAGAGCUCUACCCUAUCCCAUUCUUCUUACAUUCUUGUUGAAGAAAAAGGGAUUUGUUUUUGCCAAUGAGGAUAUGAAACCUGAGACACCAUUUUGGAGGAUCAAACGGGAAACUGUGAUGCGGGCUAUGCAUGAUACAAAUGAAGAGAAUCGUGUGCGUUCUGGACCAUCCGAACGCCGUUUUGCCACGUCUAAUGGAAAAGUGACCCUGCCCAUGCUCUUCGAGUCCUUACAAGAUAUUCGCCGUCAACAAGCAAUUCAUGGGUAUAAUUUAAACAAGUUGUUGGUAAAACAUGGUGAGCAAUGGGAGUCUCCAUCUCUGGAUAUGCUACAACCAUAUAUGGGUCAUGGUUCUUCCUCCUCUACUUCGCAUGGUGCUGGGAAUGAUGAUGAUGAUGAUGAUGAUGACAAUGAUGAUGAUGCCGAUGACGAUGGUGAUGAUGGCGCUCGAAGAGGGGACUGCUCCUCUGAGGACUCCAACUCAUCUUCCUCGACCGGGUCUUCUUCUCCUGAAUCCACGCCCGGUCAGGUUCCCAACUCCUCUAUUCCCGACCCGCAUCCUGUUAACCAGAUGCCCGGUGAAACUUUCGUGGGGAGGGAUGACCCGGUCGAUGACGAACCGGGUCCCUAUGACCCUGAACACGAAACCCGGGAUGCGUGGGAGGAGCGGCUUCAUGCUGCCGGUUACUUUCCGCUUCCCACUUUCUACGUCCUUGACAUCCCUUUCCGUGUAUCCAAAAUCGCUCUGAAUAAAAUUCGUAGGAGGCUCCCGGAUGGGUAUACCCUCCUGUAUGAACCCAACUGGCCCAACAUUGUCGAACCCCACCGGGAGGACAGGAUAGGGUUCCAUACCAUAUCACUGGAUGCGGGCAUAGUUUUUCCCCUUCGCCCCCUCCUUACCGAAGUCUGCCAUGCGUUUAGGAUUUUGCCCGGUCAAAUAACACCUAACGCCCACCGGUAUCUCCAUUCCUUCGUAACUAUCUGUACUCAUUUGAAAAUCUUCCCCUCUUUGCGUCUUUUUCUCUUUUGCUUUGAAGUCCUACCGGGCGAAUCUGGCUGCGAAGGUUUUGUAUUCUUCAAAGCCCGUACCGGUAGGAAGUUCAUUUUCGAAGUCCCCCAAAGUAACCGGGGAUGGAAGGAAAAGUUUGUUUUCAUCGAGUUUCCCCCCUUCGUCACUCCUCUGGCCGGUCUGAAAUGGAAUGACCAUCUCCUCGACCAAGAGUAUGCUGCACCGGCUUCCUCCCCAGACUUGGAAGCGAAUCUUGAGGUCCUUAUGCGCGGUGAUCCUUUCACUGGGAGGAUCUUCCAUUAUGGCAGCUGGGUCUGGAGGGUCGAGUCGGGUGGUGAGGGUACCUCCCAGGCCCAUGAAGCAGCGGGGCGCGGGGUACCCUCCUCGGGCAACGCUGCAGAUGCUGAGGGCCAAAACCACCCAGAUAUGGAGUUCGAGGAGUUCGCCAUCCCUGACGACCAACCAGCCGGAGAGACCGGGGGCUCCCAAGCCAAUACUGCCAGAACCUUCCUGGUCAAUCCAGAGACCGUGGAGAUCCUCGACAAAGAUGAGCCCCAAGACAACCGGUCUAAGGGGAAGGAAAAGGAAAAGACCGGUCGACGGAUGAAGAAGGUGGCUACCACGCACCCUUCCUAUGCCAAGAAGAGGGCAAGGUCGGAUCCUGAGCCGGCCGGCCAGACCAUUGAAGAGGCCUUCAUUAUUCUGGGGCUGAGGCUGAAGGAGAUUGGGUCGCACACAGUGGACCGGUUGGGGAUGGGUUCCCCUUCUGAAGUCGACCGGCUGAAGAGGGAGAAAGAAGAGAUGGCCCUCAUCUUGAAGAGCCAGGCUGAUGAGCUGAUCAGGCUGUCUGGGCUAGCCGGGGCCAUGAAGACCGAGAUCUCCCAGCUGAAGGAGGAGAAUGGCCGGCUCAUGGACGAAGUCUCUGAGGCCAAGAGGGAAAUGGCGGAGAAGGAAGAAACCUUCCCCGGGCGCGCAGCUGCCUGGGUGGAAGAAGAACAAAGCCGCUGCUGCCCGGGUGAUGACGGCGACGCCGGAAGCCACGAUGGAGUCCUUCAGGCUCCUGUACCGGGAGCCUGAAGGGAAGAAGAUGAUUACCGCCGUUGGAUCUUUCAGAUUCAAGUGCGGUCAAAAGAAAGACCGAGCAGCUUCCCACCGGAUCCUCCUGAAGAGAGACCCGGCCUUCACUGCAGCUUCUUACGGCCUGGCUCCUAUCCCAGAGGAAGAGCCUACUCCCCCUUUCCCCUUAGAUUAGGAUCUCCUCGGCCUAGACAGGUUGUGUU
Molecule: messenger RNA, 2701 nt
Organism: Cuscuta campestris
Lineage: Eukaryota; Viridiplantae; Streptophyta; Magnoliopsida; Solanales; Convolvulaceae
Source: the annotation of a GenBank genome assembly